AUGGCUGGACGAAAGCGCCCAAGUGACAUCAGUCAAGAUAACGCCACUUCUGCUACCGCAAGCACGCGUGGGAAGCGGGCUCGUAAAGAGAUCGUUAACGACAAGUCCCCUCUCCUCAAUCUUCCUGGAGGUAAGGCUCAUUUUCUGUUGCAUCCAAUGCGUGCCAUUGACGAGAAGAUAGAAUUGAGGAACCGUAUCUACGCUUACGUUGUAGCCGACACAAGAGAGUACAAGAAAGGCGAAACAUGGAGCAGGAGCGGCAACAGAUUCAAAAACUCUGUGCCAAUCCACAUGAAGUACAAAUCUAUCAAGGCAGCAAAGCGGUACAAGACGGCAAAGCAAUGGGUGAAGGCUCACAAGAGGCGACAUUAUUUCGGACUGACACAGGCCUGUCACUUGCUGCGCCACGAGUUUCGCCCGCUUUAUCUCCAAGAGCUUUCCUUCGACAUCAAUUCAUGUCUUGGUGAAUUCCUCGUCGUCUUUGGACAAGGCGACGAAAGCCAGGCUUUGGGCCGUCAUAUCAUCAGCAUCGUGGAGGUUCCACUGCCUCACGAUGGUAUAGACAUCCUUCCAGCCUUGAAGAAGAUGUCCAAUCUCAAGAUGCCACGUCUUCUAUUCCGCUACGAGCUGUACUCGGAUCGGAGGCCUUGGAACAUCAACGACCUGUUCCUUACAUUGGUAUCGAACAUGAACUCUCUGAUCACACCUGUCCGAGGUAGUUUCGGUAUCACCAGUAUCACGAUCUUCAAGGACCCAGAGCGUCGUGGCCCUGGACAGCGCAGUAAGCCAGCGCUACGGAUGAACCUGGACAACAAAGACCUUUCCUCAUGGAGCCAAGAGAGGAAAGAGAGCCACAUGAAGUCUCUGAUCAGGCAUGCUGGUCUGGACGACAUUGAUGGCAUUCAAACAACAAUUUGCUGUGACGGUCGAAACUACCUGUGGUAUGUUCCUGGCAUCAUAUACGAUGACUGGAAUGCCUCAGAAAUGCGAUUGCUUUCGGAGGAGACUGACUAG
This is a messenger RNA of Alternaria triticimaculans, 1014 nucleotides long. RefSeq lists its product as uncharacterized. Bases 1 to 1014 code for a protein of 337 amino acids. NCBI's taxonomy places the organism in Eukaryota, Fungi, Ascomycota, Dothideomycetes, Pleosporales, Pleosporaceae. The transcript has 2 exons. The record is from RefSeq and is a predicted model, not a curated record.